Trichoderma harzianum CBS 226.95 is the source of this 811-nucleotide messenger RNA. RefSeq lists its product as hypothetical. Lineage: Eukaryota; Fungi; Ascomycota; Sordariomycetes; Hypocreales; Hypocreaceae. Bases 102 to 734 code for a protein of 210 amino acids. The transcript has a single exon. The record is from RefSeq and is a predicted model, not a curated record.
CGAAGUACUCCUUUUAUUACAACGCAAAACCGCUUUGUAUCAGCCAAGCAGCUACUCGUACUCGAAAGGUACGACAAGUACUAGUAGCGACUGUUGGCCGAAUGAUGGUUGUUGGCUACUCUACCAAGGUGUUCCAUAAUGUGAAGAUCUCAGACCGGCACAUGAAGAGACAGUGGCGACAGAGCAGCCUUCGAGAUGGACUCGAUAUGCACCUACUAAUGCAAUUGAUGAGAGAUAUACAGCUAGUGACAGCCAGCGUGGCCAACAACAUGCGAGUCCCACAGAUAUCAAGCCGAACAGAACCGGCGUCUUCGAUGUGUCAUACCAAACAGCUCCUCGCUCAGCAUCGUUUACUCAUACAUGGCCCAGAAAUUCAGUUCAAUAGGGCUUGCCCUAAUUCCUUUGAUUUCAAACAAGAGUACAUGCGAAUUACAGGUAGCCAUGAAGAGUCAGCUUAUCAUUACUCAUACGGCGACACCGAAAGAUGCAUUAAGGGGAUGAUCACCACCAAGAAGCACGGAUCUAGUCAUACCUCCUCCGAACAAGAAUCUCGAUGGAUAACUCGUUUCCUUUCUGACGAGAUUCAGAGGCUGUUGGAUGAUUAUACCCACCUCUUCUGGCGAAUGGUCAGAGCAGACAAUACGACUGGUCUGGUAAAAUCGAUGGCAAAAUGUCAAUGCGACUGUCUGCGAUAUCAGGCAUUAACGGCGCGGGAAAAAAAAAAAGAGAGCUAAGUCGUGGGUAGAGUUCCAUCGCCACCAGGUCGACUAAGUUAGCCAGGCAAACCGCCGGUAGUCGACAAUUCGGUACU